AUGGGGAUGGAGUGUGUUAGCACUACUUCAUUCACUAUCCUAGUUAAUGGUCAGCCUUCUGAACCUUUUUCUAGUAAAAAAGGCCUUAGGCAGGGAGAUCCAAUCUCACCCCAUCCCUUUGCUCUAGUGAUGGAGUACUUCAAUAGGAGUUUUUCUGAUCUAGGUCAUGCGAAGCUAGUUUUCUUUGGUGAAGUUGUUGCCAAUAUUAAGUGCUCUAUUCUACAACACUUGGGUCUUUAUGAAGGUGUUCUGCCUAUUAGAUACUUGGAGAUUCCUCUCUCGUCUAAAUGUCCUACUUCAGCUGAUUUUGCUAUCCUUAUUGAGAGAAUUCUCUCUAAGAUUAGAAACUGGACAUCUAGGUUCUUAUCAUUUGCUGGAAGACUUCAACUUAUUAAAUCAGCCAUAUAUAACAUGCAUGCAUAUUGGGGGAGCAUCUUCUUAUUGCCAAAGAAAGUCAUUCAGGAAGUUGGACAGCUAUGUAGAGAUUUCUUGUGGACUGGUUCAUAUGGCCAGCACACAAAGGCUAAAGUAGCUUGGUCAUCUGUGGAGGCCUUGGUUUACAACAUAUUCCUUCAUUGA
This is a messenger RNA of Asparagus officinalis (garden asparagus), 579 nucleotides long. RefSeq lists its product as uncharacterized. NCBI's taxonomy places the organism in Eukaryota, Viridiplantae, Streptophyta, Magnoliopsida, Asparagales, Asparagaceae. Bases 1 to 579 code for a protein of 192 amino acids. The transcript has 2 exons. The record is from RefSeq and is a predicted model, not a curated record.